This is a messenger RNA of Pelagomonas calceolata, 801 nucleotides long. NCBI's taxonomy places the organism in Eukaryota, Pelagophyceae, Pelagomonadales, Pelagomonadaceae. The record is from the annotation of a GenBank genome assembly.
GAGGAGGCCGUGACGGCGCUCCUCAAAAGAUUCGCGCGGCGCGGCGCCGCCGCGGCCCAGGCGUCCUGGGCCGACGCCUUCGCGGCGUGCGCCCAGAACCUGUCGGCGGCGGCGACGUUCCGAACUUUACUCCUGCGACCGCCGACGCGCAUCCUGUCAGCGCUCCUGCCGUUACUGCUUGAUGGACAUGUAGAAACGCACGGCGCCGCGUCCCCCGGGAAGCGACGAGGAGUAGCGGCAGCUCUACGGCACUGCUGCCACGACGUCUCGGCACAUGGCGUUCUGCUCGACGACUGCUGCGCGCCGCAGUUCAUACUAUUCGCCCUCGCGGACGCGUCCGACAUUGCUCGACUAGAGUCAGACGAUAGCAUGGCAUUGCAGUUGCCGGGCGGGACGGCCUGGCACGGCGCGCCCUUCGUCGACGACGCCUCCGAGGUCUACGGCGAUGCCAAGAGAAGGGAGCCUAGAGCUGACGUGUCCCUGUUCCUGCUCGAGGCGUUGUUGUGUCUGUGCGGCACGCGACGGGGGCGCACGGAGCUGCGCCGACUCAAGGCGUACGCCGUCGUGCGCGACUGCGACUACCACUUCGCGCCCGGCCGCGACGACCGGGACGAGGGCGACGGAGGCCCAUCAGAAGUGCUGGUGACGGCCGACGACGCGCCGGAGCCGCCCCCGGAAUCGUUGACCGAGGAGGAGCUCACGCUCAAAAACGUGGCAAAAGCGUGCGCCGACCUCGCGGCCAUGCUCUUGAGGGACGAGGCCGGGCCGCCGGGGCCGCCGACCUACGACGAUAUGGACUAA